This is a messenger RNA of Pundamilia nyererei, 2036 nucleotides long. RefSeq names its product solute carrier family 18 member B1 (gene slc18b1). Gene Ontology annotation, molecular function: transmembrane transporter activity. The record is from RefSeq and is a predicted model, not a curated record. The coding region runs from base 13 to 1224 and encodes 403 amino acids. Gene Ontology annotation, biological process: transmembrane transport. NCBI's taxonomy places the organism in Eukaryota, Metazoa, Chordata, Actinopteri, Cichliformes, Cichlidae. The transcript is spliced from 13 exons.
AACUUUGGCUCUAUGAUUUGCUACUCAAUAUUGGGCCCAUUUUUUCCCACCGAGGCAGUGAAGAAAGGAGCCAGUCAGACUGUAGUUGGUCUCAUAUUUGGGUGUUAUGCUGUCUCCAAUUUAAUUAGUUCAUUGAUACUGGGAAAAUAUAUUGUCCAGAUUGGUGCAAAGUUCAUGCUUAUUGCAGGACUUUUUGUAUCAUCGUGCUGCACUAUUAUAUUUGGAUUUCUUGAUCGGGCUCCUGCAGGACCUAUAUUCAUCAGUCUGUGCUUUGUUGUGAGGUCGCUUGAUGCUGUCGGCUUUGGCGCUGCUACAAUGUCUGCUUUCGCCAUCACAGCACAAAUAUUCCCAAACAAUGUGGCAACUGUUCUGGGUAUUUUGGAGAUUUUUGCAGGACUCGGCCUUAUCCUGGGACCACCACUGGGAGGGUGGCUCUACCAGACUUUUGGAUACAAUGUCCCUUUUUUAAGUCUUGGAUGCUUGCUGUUGAUUAUGGUUCCUUUCAACAUUUACGUCCUGCCGUCCAUUGAGGCAGUCCCAUCGAAGGAUUCAUUCUUUCGACUACUCACCCACGUGAAAACAAUCCUGGUUUGCUACGUGGUAUUCACUCUCAGUGCAGGUGUGGGCUUUUUGGAUGCCACUUUGUCACUGUUUGCUAUUAACAGGUUUGGUCUCUCAAAUGGCUACGUGGGACUAAUAAUGCUUGGUUUGCCUUUAGUGUAUAUUCUGGCAUCACCGCUGAUGGGGUAUUUCACAGAUAAAUAUCCUGCCACUAGGAACGCUCUCUUGGUGACAGGCGGCAUCGCUGCUACAAUUGGCUUCUGUCUUCUUGGUCCCGCCCCUUUUCUUCACAUCCAGAGUCAGCUGUGGUUGCUGGUCGUCAUGCUUGGUCUAAUUGGGCUUUCUCUGGCAAUAAGUGUAAUCUCCAUAUUCCCUGAGCUCAUUUCAUGUGCACAUGAAAUAGGAUUUGAAGAGGGGCUAAGUACACUUGGAAUGGUGUCUGGGUUAUAUGAAGCAGUGUGGUGCACUGGGACGUUUUAUGGCCCCAUUGUGGGAGGAAUUAUUGUUCAACAGCUCGGCUUUGAAUGGGCUGCUGUAGUUCAAGGAGCGUUGGCAUUUUUGGGUGCAUUUCUCAUCUUCAUGUAUUCUCUCUGUCAACGGACAAAACGACAAAGGGUCCAAGAAAACAACCAACAAGCAGAUGAAAGAACCCCUCUCCUAUGAUCCUGUGUUCCAGCUCCAAGUUACACAACUUUUUAAACAACUUAUCAGUCAUUAUUUGUUAUCAAGCUGAUAUUGUUUUAAUGUUGUGUCUUUUAGUUAUUUUUAUCUGGUCCUAGUUAAGGCAUGUGCUAUAGUGGGAAUUCCCUGAGAGGUAUUUUAAGAAAAAAGCUAGAUACAUUCAUGGAGUGGGUCCAGCUGCAUUCCCAACAGGUUCCCAGAUAUAUUUGAGCAUUUAUUUGGGGAGCAACAUGCACAUUAAAAUUUAAACACUAAGUUAGGAUCCCAUGCAGGUAUCCACAAACACCUGCCAAAGUACUUUACACUGCCUUGUAAUAGUUUUUCCAACACUGCCAUGAUGACUCACACAAUAACACCAGCCACCCACAGUUUGGUUAGUAAGAAUGAGUUUUUAUGGCCAAUGGCUUAAAAGUAAAGCAGUGCAAGUUAUACAGGUCAAUAUGAACCUUUCAUACUGUGCUAAUUCUUCAAACAGGGAAUUUAUUGCAGAUUUCACUGCAGUUAGAAAUGUUGAAUGUUUUACCUUCUUUUCUGCCUGCAUUAUAGAUUUAUUUAACACUGAUAUUGAGGUUUUUUCACAAAUAUUUUGUACAUUAGCAUUCAAAUGUGACAAUGUAAGGGACUGCAAAGACUGCUUAUUAUAAAGUACAAAAAAUAUGUUUAUCAGCAUUAUACAAUUACAAUAUUUUUAUAAACAUAUUUAACAAAUUUAAUCUGUAUUAGGUACAAUAUAAACUGUGACUUUGCAAAACUAAAAAAAUAUUUACAAACAACAAAAAGUGAAAAAUAGAUCA